Messenger RNA from Cryphonectria parasitica EP155, 858 nucleotides. RefSeq names its product ClpP/crotonase. Bases 1 to 858 code for a protein of 285 amino acids. The record is from RefSeq and is a predicted model, not a curated record. The transcript has a single exon. Gene Ontology annotation, molecular function: enoyl-CoA hydratase activity; delta(3)-delta(2)-enoyl-CoA isomerase activity. Gene Ontology annotation, biological process: fatty acid beta-oxidation. Gene Ontology annotation, cellular component: peroxisome. Lineage: Eukaryota; Fungi; Ascomycota; Sordariomycetes; Diaporthales; Cryphonectriaceae.
AUGGCAACACCACCCCAACCCCCCGGCGAGAAGACGACGCUCUUCACCGUGCCCGUCCCAGCAUGUGACAGCCACCCAGGCGGCACCGUGACCGUCACCGAGCCUUUACCACAGCACUACCUCGUCACCAUCACCUCACCCCCAGACAACCGUCUCACCACAGCCCUGUGCACCGCCCUCCUCCGCGCCCUCGACCUGGUCGAGCUGUCGGGCCUGCCGCCGGGCGUCGUGAUCACGACUUCGGGCCUCCCCAAGUUCUACUCCAACGGCCUCGACCUCCCGCACGCCGUGGCGCACGGCGACGCCUACUGGACCGGCUCGCUGUGGAAGCUCUACCGCCGCCUCCUGACCUACCCCAUGCCGACCGUCGCCUGGGUCGGCGGACACGCCUUUGCCGGCGGCCUCAUGCUCGCCAUGCACCACGACUACCGCGUCAUGAACCCCAACCGCGGCUUCGCCUGCCUCAACGAGCUCGAGUUCGGCGCCCCGCUCAAGCCCGCCAUGAGCGCCAUCUUCCGCGUCAAGGUCCCCAGCCCCCACGUCUACCGCGAGAUGGUCCUCGAGGCGAGGCGCUUCGGCGGCGCCGAGGCCGCGGCCAAGGGCAUCGUGGAUGUCGCCGGCGGGUGGGACGAGGUCGUCGCGCUGGUUAAAGACAGGGCGCUGACCACGAGGGGCAAGACCGGCGUGUACGGCCUGUUGAAGAUGGAAAUGUACCGCGAGUGUGUGGAUCUGCUGGAGAAUCAUGGCCGGGAGGAGGCCAAGGAUCGGGCUUGGGUUGCGGCUGAGGAGGCGAGGGUGAAGAAGGGAAAGGAGGAGGUGGAGGCGUGGGUGAGGGCGGCGGAGAAGGCGAAGCUGUAG